AUGCGAGAGUUGGCCUCCCUCACCUUCCUCCCACCCCACAUUGACGCCAUCCACGCCAAACCUGAGGUCUUGGACGUCCCAACGCCCGCCAUCGACUCACUGCAGGACCUAUUCCGACGACUAAACACUCCCCAAUCAAUGGGGGGGGCACUCCAUUCGCCCAGCUGA
This is a messenger RNA of Laccaria bicolor S238N-H82, 168 nucleotides long. RefSeq lists its product as uncharacterized. The transcript is spliced from 3 exons. Bases 1 to 168 code for a protein of 55 amino acids. Lineage: Eukaryota; Fungi; Basidiomycota; Agaricomycetes; Agaricales; Hydnangiaceae. The record is from RefSeq and is a predicted model, not a curated record.